AUGGACCCAGACUGCAGCGGUGGGGACGACGCAGACAGCAGCGACUUUCUUGUGAAUGCCAUUAAGUAUAUCCAGAACACAAUGAGCAGUGAAGACCUACAAGACUUGCUGGCUGACGCCAAAAUCUGGGAGGCAUUUGUGAAUGAAAAUGUUUUGUCCAGGGAUGAAGCAGAUGUGAUAUAUGAAGUUCUGAGUGGUCUGAUAACAGACACAGCCACGGAAGAUAAAAAUGAGCAGGAGUUUAGGGAGCGGUUUCUGAAAUCAUAUCCUCAGAUUCAGCAGCAGCUUAAGAAGCACAUAGCCCAGCUCCAUGAACUUGCAGAUAAGGCAGACAAGGUACACAGGGACUGUACCAUCUCCAAUUUAGUGGCCAACUCCACCGGCAUUGUGUCUGGCAUUCUGACCAUUGUUGGCUUGAGUCUGGCACCAGUGACAGCAGGGGUCAGUCUGGCACUGACAGCAACUGGGGUGGGACUGGGAACAGCAGCUACUGUGACCACUGUGUCCACCAGCAUCGUGGAAAAGGUGAACAUGUCCUUUGUAGAAGCUGAAGCUAAUACCCUAUCAGCUGGAAUCAAUGAAGAGAAGGUGGUCAAGGAACUUCUAUGUGACCACUCAUCCAAGAUAGUUUCCAUAGGAGACACGAUUUUCAGGGGCCUGAAUGGCAUUCAGAAGAACGCCCGUGCUAUCAAAUUAGUCAAAUCCCAGCCUCAACUAGCAGGCCGUGCUGCACGCCUCAUGUCUGGUGGGAAACUGUCAGCCCAAGGCACCCGUCAAGUCGAGAAAGCUUUUGGAGGCACUGCUCUGGCAAUGACGAAAGGAGCCCGGAUCUUCGGUGUAGUCACUGCUGGCGCCACUGUUCUGAUGGAUGUAGUCAGCCUAGUGGAAAACUCAAAGGACUUGCACAAAGGGGCAAAAACACAGUCAGCUGAAAACCUGAGGCAGGAGGCCCAAGAGCUAGAGAAGAAGUUGGAAGAGCUGAACCAGAUCUAUGACAGUCUGCUGUAGUUCCUGACUCUGCGACUCCCAGGGCCACGCAAGGAGCAGGGACUUGUGUUGGACGAGGUGUGGCGGUUCCUUGUUCAUGUGGAAAAAAGCAAAAAAUGA
Messenger RNA from Talpa occidentalis (Iberian mole), 1107 nucleotides. RefSeq names its product apolipoprotein L2-like. Lineage: Eukaryota; Metazoa; Chordata; Mammalia; Eulipotyphla; Talpidae. Bases 1 to 1008 code for a protein of 335 amino acids. Gene Ontology annotation, molecular function: lipid binding. Gene Ontology annotation, cellular component: membrane; extracellular region. The transcript has 3 exons. Gene Ontology annotation, biological process: lipoprotein metabolic process; lipid transport. The record is from RefSeq and is a predicted model, not a curated record.